Dendroctonus ponderosae (mountain pine beetle) is the source of this 4174-nucleotide messenger RNA. It is a transcript of the gene Eip78C, whose product is annotated as ecdysone-induced protein 78C. Gene Ontology annotation, molecular function: nuclear receptor activity; sequence-specific DNA binding; zinc ion binding. Lineage: Eukaryota; Metazoa; Arthropoda; Insecta; Coleoptera; Curculionidae. The coding region runs from base 381 to 2024 and encodes 547 amino acids. The record is from RefSeq and is a predicted model, not a curated record. The transcript has 11 exons. Gene Ontology annotation, biological process: regulation of DNA-templated transcription.
UCUUCCUCUCCCUCUCUUCGGUCCGCGUUUGGAGGAGCGACCAGUUGUCCGGGAUUACACAACGACGUCGUCGCCGUACAGUCAAAAGCGUCCUCUGGUUCGGCCAUGCGUUCGACCGUAGUUCUUGGACAUCGUCGGCGUCCCUGAAGAACGACGCCAUGCGUCGUCCGAAACGUGGUGCGCGAGCCUACCAGGGGUAGAUCUGCGACGAGGUGGCUUUCGGUCUUUUUUGUUUAGUUGGAUUCGGAAUGGGUGCUCGCUGGAUAGACUCACAACGGAAACUAUACGGAGCUAAGUUUUACAAGAGUUUUUUACAUUUGAAAAAGUUGUGCUUGUAGUGCGCGAAUGGUAGCUGAGCUUCCUCGGUCACCCUCUUCAGCAUGGACAUUUUUAAAAUCGACCAAUCGCUAAGCGAAACGCUAGGCGGAGCCCCAUCGCCGGAUAAAAUAGCACCGGAAGUGAAAUUUGAAGACGCAGGAUCGGAAUUUAAUUUGUGCUUUUUCGACUCCACCGAAGACAACAAUACUCAGGGAGGAUUUAGCGAUCCAGGUUCAGUUGAAUCACCCUCUGCUGGGGAGGUUUCGCCUCCGCCACCCUGCCAGCUGCAGCUAACCCCCAUACACAUUCAAGCGCCAUCCCUUCAAGCCGGUAGUACCGACUUGGGGGAUGUAAAUACUCUUUUGCUCUCACCCCAAGGAGGCGCGCCCAGCACUACCAGCAUCAAACAAGAACAAAGCAACUACGUGGCAGCCGACUCAAACAGCUCGUCCACCACCAAAACCUUCGUUCCUUGUAAAGUUUGUGGGGAUAAGGCAUCGGGGUACCAUUACGGAGUUACGUCGUGUGAAGGCUGCAAGGGUUUUUUCAGGCGAAGUAUCCAAAAGCAAAUAGAAUACAGGUGUCUGAGAGACGGCAAAUGCCUGGUAAUAAGACUGAACCGGAACCGAUGUCAGUAUUGCAGAUUCAAGAAGUGCCUAGCAGUCGGAAUGUCUAGGGAUUCUGUUCGAUACGGUCGCGUCCCGAAACGCUCGCGAGAGCGAAGCGUGGAAGACAAUCCUUCGAGAGUGUCCACAACGGCCCCUGAUGUCAUUUCGGUGGUAAGCCCCGCCCCCAACACCACUGAGGCCAUGUCCCCCACUUCCGCCGUUCCGAAUACCACCACCAUCACCACAACCACCAGCAGCGUCGUGAUCGACAAUGAUAUCAAACAGUUGGCCGUUUAUGACAUUAUAUUAGGAAUCUCUCAGGCACAUCAUGCAAACUGUAACUAUACGGAUGAAAGAAUGCGCAAUUUGCAGCGACGGCCUUUGCUGCCGCCCCCUAGGUAUAAGCUGGACGAAGACGAAGAUGGGACUGAAGAUGGGGAGGACGACGCGGUGGCAUCUUCAACCGCAGAGUCCUUGGAAAACGACCGUGGCUGGUUGUGGCAGCAGUUCGCCACCUGUAUGACUCCAAGCGUGCAAAGGGUGGUGGAGUUUGCCAAACGAAUUCCCGGCUUUGGAAGUUUAGGGCAGGACGACCAGCUGAUACUCAUUAAGCUGGGCUUCUUUGAGGUUUGGCUUACGCAUGUGGCGCGACUUACCAGCUCCCAAAGCAUGGUGUUUGAUGAUGGCACGACGGUGACGAGGCAACAACUGGAAAUCAUGUAUGAUACUGACUUUAUAGCAUCUGUGAUUCACUUUGCUAAUACGUUUAAUGCACUCGCGUUGAACGAUACGGAAGUAGGCUUGUUUUCCGCCAUAGUUCUUUUAACUGCUGAUAGACCUGGCGUCACUGAUAUCAAAUCCAUAGAGCACCAUAAAGAUAAGCUGAUUGAAGCACUCAAAGUACAGGUCAAUCGGAAUCACGCAAACGAACCACAAGUUUUCUCGCACCUGCUCAUAAAAUUGCCGGAAUUGAGGAAUUUGGGCUUGAAGCACAACAAUCACCUGGACUGGUUUCGGGAGAACUGGCAAAAACUGGUGCUGCCGCCUCUAUUCGCUGAAAUAUUCGACAUUCCCAAAUCGGAAGACGAUUUACAGUGAUAGUUCUGAAUUCGGAUCAUUAACUCGAUAAGGGCAAUGUACUUAAUUAUGAAGAAACCCCCGAACCUGCAAUUUGUCCAGACGAAAAGUUCCAGGGAGAAGACACUAUAGAAUAAAUGCUUUGAGAAAGACAGGGUCCCAAAAUAAUUUAAUUUGUUAUCGACUUUUUAGAUUUAGUAGUUAAAAACAGUUAUACAUAUCAAUGUAAAUGAACUAUAUCAGCUGCUUUUUUCCUGGACAGAGCCGCUCUACGUUGCGUUUCUGAGCGCUCAGAAGCACGACUGUACGCAAUUGGAGCAGUUUACGAACUGAAUUUUUGGUGUAUUUAUUUUCGACGCAUUGACAAAGUCGGCUUUUAGUGGUAACUUCGAAACCCAUACGGUUCGUACGACUCUGUUUUAGGAGUUUUAUUUAUACUGAUAAGUGGAUGCUCAAUUUUUGAGGUUUAAUGUGAACGUUUGCUUUGAAGAUAGUCAUAGGUGUACUUUUUUUACUAGCCGAAAUCAACAGUGGAACUACUAUGUAAAUAAGAGUGUAAAGUGAAUAUCCGAGCUGGAACUUGCGAGUUUUAUGGCAGUUUCGGAAAGUAAAAAAAGAGGAUUCAACUAAAAUAGGCAUUGGAAUAAUUGCGUAGAAUCUACCCCUGUACCUAAAAACUCAUUGUACGCAACUGCUAUUUAAGCGAACUAUAAACAAUAACAGCUAGCUCUCUAUCGCUUAAAAUCUAAUUAAGAAUCAUCGUGCGUCGGAAGAGGUUAAGAAAGUUAAGUUUCUUAACGGAACAAUCAUAUCGCUCAUUUUACGGGUUGGAGUCAUAUCAGUGGUGCAAUUAAUUAAAUUUUGCACUUAUUGAAGGAAAUUUUUGCUUUUUUUAAUGAAAAAACUCGAUUCUACAUGCAGGGGCACUCUGGUACGGUAUAAAUAAACUAAGUAAUCAAUUAAAUACUCGCUCGCUAUACUCAACCUACAGGAAAAGACAUGCAAGUACCUUAACUUUUACAAACAUUCGAUUUACUCACUACUCAAUGUUGUAUAAUAUAGGUUUUAAACUCUACACGUAAUUUUGGUAUUGUUAAAAGUAUUAUUUUUAUAUAUUCUUUAUGUACAAUUUUAUAUAUUUUGCCCGGUAAGUUUUAAUGAGGCUAUAUUUUGUACUAUACGUCGAUUAGUUACAAUGUAAUUGUUAAGUUAUAUGAUAGUUUUUUAUUGUUUCGGACGAUCUGCAAGACUUUACGGCCCAGUGCUAGGCUCAGUAAAUCGAUUUGAAACAGUUUUGUUUUCAGAGACAGUACACUUGGGCUACAAUAGUAUAUGUAUAAUUAAAGCUGUUAAAUAAUAUAAUAUUUAUUUUAUAAAAUACUUUUUACACUGCCGCUUUAUUAUAUUCUGUUGUCGUUUUCAUCCCUCAUGUGUGAUAUUGGCGGAAAAAUUGCAUUUGAAAAAAAGUCACUGACUCGUUGCUUCGUAAUAUUGCACAUGAUUUUUUUUAAAGAUGGUUUGUGGUCUAGGACGGAACACUUGACAAGUAAUACUCGAUAUUCGUAUACAGCUAACUAUAAACUGAUGGCAAUAUGUGUUUUGACAUUUUUAUAUGUGCUCAUAUUGGCGGCAUUUUGGACAUUCAUACUAUUGACUAGUAUACUAAACUAGGCAUCUAAUAUUACGUGUUACUACUAUUGUUAUUGCUCUUUGUUCAUAUUCUAUUUGAAUUUUAGUCUCAGGGUAUUUCAUUUAUUAGCCAUUUGUCUAGAGCCUUGUUUAGCAUUUAAUUCAUCUGUGAUGCUUAAUCUCGAAAUUCAUUUUUAACUUGUUGUUUUCGGACGGAUCGCGAGAACUUACAACAAAGCAACGCGCUCAAUAAAUGGAAUACUUUGCAACAAAGUUAGAAUCUCACUUGUAUUGGUUGGAGCAGAUUAGAAUAUAUUCUCUAUUGUUUAAUGGUAAAUCAGUUCCAUUAGCAUUUCAAAUACCUAAUAUAUAAAGCAUAGCAGGAUUUAUAUAGUUUUUUCAAUAGAUACAAAUAUUGCAAACGUUUACUUUUUUAGCGUUUUCCAUUUUAUUUUUCCACUUUGUUACAAUUUUAUAUUUGUUUCACAAACAUGCUACAUGAAUUUACUGUGUGUUAUAAAUACAUUGUCCUUAUAUCAGUA